UUUUUUUCGGCAAACUAGUGUGUUUAUGUUUCACAUUGUUCUGUUGUUGAUGUAUUCAUAUUAACAUUUUCUUACUUGUUUUAAAUUAAUUUAUCAUUUUGUAUAUUUUGUGUUAUAAAUAUGUCUUUAUCGUCGACUAAGGAAGACACCUCCACAUUAGCCAAUCAAUUGGAAAAGUCAUUGACGAUUAAAGCAGAAACUACAGAAAUAGAAUCAAAUGGAUUAUCGCCUAAGAAAUCCCAUAAACAUCAAAAUUACUUGAUUUGGGAUGAUUAUUUUAUGGCAAUGGCUCUUCUGUCGGCUAAACGAAGCAAGGAUCCGGUAACCCAAGUGGGCGCCUGUAUUGUGGACAAGCAGAAUCGAAUUGUGGCAAUUGGUUAUAAUGGAUUCCCGCGCAAUUGCAGCGAUGAUGUGUUUCCAUGGACAAAGAAUAGUGAGGAUUCCAUGGAGGACAAGAAACUCUACGUGGUUCAUGCUGAGGCUAAUGCUAUACUCAAUAGCAAUAGCACAAGCCUAGUAGGCACUUGCCUCUACACAACGCUCUUUCCGUGCAAUGAAUGUACCAAACUUAUUAUACAGUCGGGCAUCCAGAGGGUUCUUUACAUAUCCGAUAAAUAUGCGCAUAAAGCCAAAUAUCGGGCAUCGAGACGGAUGCUCGAUGCUGCUCGUAUUACAUAUUCCCAUUAUGAGCCAACUCAAAAAGAAAUUGUCAUCAAUUUUAAUGACAUUUGACGGAUCAAAAUCCUAUAUGUAUAUUUUUGGACAAAGUCUCAAAGAUUUCUAUAUUAUAGUUGUAGUUGAAUUUUUUAAUGAUAUGUGUGUGUGUUUGCUGUGCCAAGUUCAAAAUACAUAUUCAAUCGUAUCUAUCUAUA
Messenger RNA from Drosophila willistoni, 872 nucleotides. Its product is annotated as probable deoxycytidylate deaminase. Gene Ontology annotation, molecular function: dCMP deaminase activity; zinc ion binding. The transcript has 3 exons. NCBI's taxonomy places the organism in Eukaryota, Metazoa, Arthropoda, Insecta, Diptera, Drosophilidae. Gene Ontology annotation, biological process: dUMP biosynthetic process; dTMP biosynthetic process. The record is from RefSeq and is a predicted model, not a curated record. Bases 121 to 732 code for a protein of 203 amino acids. Gene Ontology annotation, cellular component: cytoplasm.